Messenger RNA from Varroa destructor (honeybee mite), 1207 nucleotides. Its product is annotated as ubiquitin-conjugating enzyme E2 T pseudogene. The record is from RefSeq and is a predicted model, not a curated record. NCBI's taxonomy places the organism in Eukaryota, Metazoa, Arthropoda, Arachnida, Mesostigmata, Varroidae.
AAUAGGUGCCACCUACCUAUUAUCAUUACGACGAACACGGUGAAUAGUUACUUGGACAGUAGUGCUCUUUUUACAGUUAAGGCCUUCAUAUUUUUUGUCUAACAAACGCCUGGUGGGCAUGUAUAUCGUAUGCUGACGGAAAGGAUAUAAGUAGGUCAUGCACAGAGGCCUAAUCCGCAGGUGGAAGUGUGAAAACGUGAUAAUUACGGGGACAAGGUGGUGAGGUUCAAGAGCUCUGAUCUGAUUUUUAAGGAAAAAUUGGCGGACGUUGAGGCAAAGAAAGAUAGUGUGUACGGCAAAAGAAAUUGCUGGGUAUCACGACUUAAACUUCAGGAUAUAUCUACGGCUUUUCGCUAUUUGAAACAACUAACGUGUAAGAGCAAUGCAAAGGUCUAACCGAUUAGCGGCGGAGCUUCAUCAAAUGGCCACCUCGUUACCUGCAGGAAUUGUGUGCUCUCAGGCUGCCGAUGAUGAAAUCGGCCACCUUGAAGCCAUAAUUGACGGUCCUCCGGACUCCCCCUACGAAGGAGGGCGCUUUCAUGUCGAUUUACGUCUACCUGUUCGUUAUCCCUUUGAACCCCCUGCGCUGCGAGUCAUCACACGAAUUUUCCAUCCGAACAUAGAUCCGCAAGGCAGAGUAUGCCUUUCCGCUAUACAAUUGCCACCGAAGGGCACGUGGAAGCCUGCACUGAAUGUCUGUGCAGUCCUAACGUCACUACGGGCUAUUAUAGCUCAACCAACGGCAGAGGACCCAUUGAUGGCGGACGUGGCUGAGCUUCUACAGAAUGAUCGAGCCGAAUUUGAUAGAACCGCAAGAAAAUGGACGCAAAUGCAUGCAAUGCAAACUAACAAGACGGAGGGUUCAACCUCUAGCGCAGAAAAAAAGUCGUUAUGAGUGGAAAUUAGGUUAUCUUCGAUAAAGAUAUUCGCUAGUGUAGUAGAUGUACUCGUAUUACAAAGGAUUCACGUAUCAAAAAAUAGGUUCCAGUUCACCUUUAGCCUUUCGUAUUAAUGAAAAACAUUUUUCGAAGAAAAAGCAAAACCAUUCAGUUCAUUGCUAAACGAAUAGAUCAUAUCACUAAUAAAACAUCGAUAAUAUGUUGUUUUUAUUAGACGAUGGAUAGAAGCUCAAACGUGUUAUAACAGGUACAUAACCCUGAAUCGGAAAAACCUAAUUUUUUCAUAUAUUUUUUUGAUAAUAAAUGAA